Messenger RNA from Gymnogyps californianus (California condor), 5376 nucleotides. RefSeq names its product solute carrier family 44 member 2 (gene SLC44A2). Gene Ontology annotation, biological process: choline transport; transmembrane transport. The coding region runs from base 44 to 2176 and encodes 710 amino acids. The transcript has 22 exons. Gene Ontology annotation, cellular component: membrane. The record is from RefSeq and is a predicted model, not a curated record. Lineage: Eukaryota; Metazoa; Chordata; Aves; Accipitriformes; Cathartidae. Gene Ontology annotation, molecular function: choline transmembrane transporter activity.
CGUCUGCUGCGGGCCGCGGGCCGAGGCGCGAGCACUCACCGGCAUGGGGGGCCAGGGGGACAACUACUACGGCAAGCACGGGACGCCGCAGAAAUACGACCCGACUUUCAAAGGUCCCAUCUACGACAGGGGCUGCACGGACAUUAUCUGCUGCGUCCUGCUGGUCAUCGCCAUCGUGGGCUACGUGGUGGUGGGCAUCGUGGCCUGGACCCACGGGGACCCCCGGAAGGUGAUCUACCCGACCGACAGUCGCGGGCAGUUCUGCGGGCAGCAAGGAACCCCCAACGAGAAGAAACCUUUCCUCUUUUACUUCGACAUCGUGAAGUGUGCCAGCCCACUGGUGCUGCUGGAGUUUCAGUGCCCGACCACGCAGAUCUGCGUCAGCAAAUGCCCGGACCGGUACCUGACGUACCUGGGCGCCUACAACUCCCGCACGCCCGGCGAGCUGGAGUACUACCGGCACUUCUGUGUCCCCGAAUUCAAAAACCUGCAGAAGGCUCCCGUCGAGGUGCUGAAGGACAAGGAGUGCCCGGCCAUGAUCAUCCCCAGCACCCCACUGGCGCGGCGAUGCUUGCCGGCCAUCCGGGCCAAGAAGGGCGUCAUCAUGGUCGGCAACGAGACCACCUACGACGACGGCCGCGGGCGCCGGAGGAACGUCACCGAGCUGCUGGAAGGGGCCAAAAAAGCAAACGUGGUCCUGGAAACCAGACAACUGGCCAUGAAGAUCUUUGAAGAUUACACGGUUUCCUGGUACUGGAUAAUAAUAGGCCUCGUGAUCGCGAUGGUGGCCAGCUUCAUCUUCAUCGUCCUGCUCCGCUUCCUGGCCGGGAUCAUGGUCUGGGUGAUGAUUGUGAUGGUGAUCCUGGUGCUGGGCUACGGAAUCUUCCACUGUUACAUGGAAUACGCAAAACUAAAAGGGGAAGCGGGUUCUGACGUCUCCCUGAAGGACCUGGGAUUUCAGACAGACCUACGCGUCUACCUCCACCUGCGGCAGACCUGGCUGGCGUUCAUGAUCAUCCUGUGCAUCGUGGAGGUGGUGAUCAUCCUGCUGCUCAUCUUCCUCCGCAAGAGGAUCCUCAUUGCCAUCGCGCUCAUCAAGGAGGCCAGCAGGGCUGUUGGUCACAUCAUGAUGUCGCUGCUGUUCCCGUUGUGCACCUUCUUCCUGCUGUGUCUCUGCAUCGCCUACUGGGCGAGCACUGCUGUUUUCCUCUCCACCUCCAACGAGGCGGUCUAUAAGGUGUUUAACGAGACUGCGUGCCAGUUUUCCGGGCAGACGUGCAAACCAGAGACCUUCAACACGAGCAACGUCACCAAGCUGUGCCCCGACGCCCAGUGCCUCUUCGCGUUCUACGGGGGCGAGACGGCGUACCACAAGUAUCUCAUCGUCCUCCAGUUCUUCAACGUCUUCAUGUUCUUCUGGCUCGCCAACUUCGUGAUCGCGCUGGGCCAGGUGACGCUGGCGGGGGCCUUCGCGUCGUACUACUGGGCCUUCAAGAAACCCGACGACAUGCCCGCCUUCCCCCUCUUCUCCGCCUUUGGCCGCGCGCUCCGGUACCACACCGGCUCGCUCGCCUUCGGCUCUCUGAUCCUCGCCAUCAUCCAAGUCAUCAGGGUCACUCUGGAGUAUCUGGACCACAGAUUAAAAGCUGCAGAUAAUAAGUUUGCCAAGUUCCUCCUGAGCUGCCUGAAGUGCUGCUUCUGGUGCCUGGAAAAAUUCAUCAAAUUCCUCAACAGAAACGCGUACAUCAUGAUCGCCGUCUACGGCACCAACUUCUGCACCUCCGCCAGGAACGCGUUCUUCCUGCUGAUGAGGAACAUCAUUAGGGUGGCCGUUUUAGAUAAAGUCACCGAUUUCCUCUUCUUCCUCGGUAAACUCCUCAUCGUGGGAAGCGUCGGAAUCCUUGCCUUCUUUUUCUUCACCCACCGGAUAAAGCUGGUCCAAGACACAGCGCCGCCCCUGAAUUACUACUGGGUCCCUAUUCUGACGGUGAUCGUGGGCUCCUACCUCAUCGCCCACGGGUUCUUCAGCGUGUACGGCAUGUGCGUGGACACCCUCUUCCUCUGCUUCUUGGAAGACCUGGAGCGUAACGACGGUUCGGCCGAAAAGCCUUAUUUUAUGUCACCCAACCUGAAAAAGCUCCUGAAGAAGACGAACAAAGGUCAGCCGGACGCCUAGAGCCUGCCCUCGUCCCUUCCACGCCUCCUCUUCCCAUUCCCGCUUCGGGAGCAGAGCUGCAGGGUGAUGCCCAGCAUCGUUUUGUCCCAUAUGGAAAUCUUGUUAAUGAACUUUGAACCGCCGUCUCCUUUACCCCUGCGGCAGGCGAGCAGCAGAAGGGCGGGUUCGCUCCAGAGAAGAAUGGGUUAUUGUUAACGAUUCGGCCUUAAAUCGUCGGGGUUGCUAAACGAAGACCGCUCUAGCGUGUCUGCUUCCGCAGAACUCGUCACAGCUAACGUGUCCCGUUGGUCCCCAGCCAGCUCAAAUACCGAGCUGGGGAGUUCCCGGCUGAAUCCUGCCAGCGCAGGUGCUGAUAAAAGCAGCGGGGAAAUGUCUCUGACACAGGGCAAAGUUCCGUCUUCCGGGGUGUCAACCCACACCACAAUGAGUUUAAUUGGAUUUAGUAAUUUUAUUUUAUACCGGUAAAAAAGAUGAUGUUACCUUCAGGUCAGCUGCGUUCGGCUGUCCCUUAGCGCUUGGGUAAACCCAGGCGCUGCGGUGACCGGCGAACGAGCUGAGGGCUUUAAGCAGCUCCUCGACUGGGGUUUUUAUUUGCAGGGCCCCCCCGCCCCCCAAUAUUUAAUUGCAGUUGUUGAUUCCUACCCAGAGAGCUGAAAGAUGCUGAAUCCGCCUCGCUUCUCUUGCCACCCUUCGGAGACGCCUUAGGGCCCCGCGCUGGGGUUGCGCUGAGCACGUUUAGACAAUUAGUUCUUUUAGGAAUAUGGCAGUUAGCGUUCUUGUAGCCACCUGCGAAGGCUGGAGGGAAACGAGGGGUCGACGAGCAGGACUGGGACGGGGAUCCCGCGGAACCAGGGGUUUGUGUGUGGAUACAACCCGGGACGGACGGACAGACACUCUGUACAGUUAUUGCAUCUUUCUAGGACUGACAGCUUCUACUGAUUCCUCCCCCAAAAAUCCUGCACUAUAUAUUUAAAAAAAAAAAAAAAAAUUACAGCAAAGCCUUCCCUAACUGUCGAACAAAAUGCUUUGCCUGUGUGACGAAUUUAGGAAGACCCCACCUGCGGGCAUGGUGAAGGAGUAAUGUAUAUAUCUUUUUUUCUUUCUUUUUUUUUUUUUUUUUUAGGUUAACAUUAGGUAAUUUUAAGCAAACCAAAUGACAAACAACAGGUUGCCUUACGUCCUUUAGAUGCCACGGCGUCGCCUGGACUUGUAGCUGACUGCUGUUUCUAACGGGAAGGUCCAGACCUUUGGCAGCUCCUGUCAGGAGAAAAAGGGGAGGUUUUUGAGAAAUAGAUUAAAGGGGGUUAAACAUCACUAAACCACAAAUAUUAAAACCAAAAUUUAACAAAACUAAAACGCCUCCUCUGAUAGGUGCAGCUGCUGAAGUGUCCUUUGAGCAACAGGAGGCUCGCCCGGGUACAGUCCCCACCACAAACUGUACUUUUUUGUGGUUUAAUUUGUUUAAAAAUAAAUGUACUCAGGCUUUGGUGGACAGCGUCACAGCUCCCAAAGCACGGGGAGCCAGCGGGAGCAGGAGGCUUGUGGGGUCACACGCACCUCCCUGCCACAAAAAAUGCAAACCCUCUUUAUCGCAAACGUUUGCUUAGCCACGUUUGAUUUGUGCUGAAGGAUAUAUUUUGCUUCUUUUAUACAUAUUUCUUAGUAAUCUUUAGAUCCCUGUAGUAUUUUUGUAAGAUACAAGGAAAGUUUUCUAUCUGAAUUAUUAAAUGGUUUGGGGGUUUUGUAUAUUUCGCUUUUACUAGUUGUUUCGGUUCUGUAGCCGUUAUUUCCAUCUCUUCCAGUACUGUUUUUGUGACGGAUUUUGAAAUAUCUACCUGGCAGCACGCCGAGACGUAACUGCCCUGGCCUGGGGCGGUGCAGCACCGCCGCCGUCUUCCUAAGCCGAUCGCGGGCGUAGAGCUACGCUUGCUGGCAUCAAACGCCGUCGUUUCUCUAAAGCGCCUUUUUCCCUGCAUCGCGAUGUAGCCGAUCCAAUGCUCGGGGGGAGAGCUAAAAAGAAAAGGUGAAGGCAAAGGUAAAGCUAAAAAGAAAAGGCAAAGGUAAAGCUAAAAAGAAAAGGCAAAGGUCAAGCUAAAGAGAGGAGAAUCCUCUCGGUUUGGGAUAGGGGGUAAGUGGGAAUAAUUAAGGGAAAAAUUACGGGAAUAUAUUCAGUUUACAGCUAUACUAGCACCUACGAGAAAACAUUUUCUGCAGCCUGAUGCUGAAUUAUUUUAGUUUGUUUCCUCUCCCAUCCUUGUGUAGGUUUUGAGGUGGUUUGUUUUAUUUCCUGCUUGAAAUUUUUGCGUAGAGGGUAAGUUUACUCUCGCUCCUCGACUUCAGCUGUUCGCUUUUUAUGUCAAGACACUCUGGUUGUGGAAACGCUGUCGGAAGUAGCAGAGGGCCAUCACUAACUCGACUUAUUUGCGUAAACAGCCAAUAUACAGUAGAGAUUUUUAGGUCUGGAAAUACAAGUGUUGAAAUAGAGAAUAAAUUUAGCAAAAGGUGUCCUUUGGGCCGUGGGGCUGGCUCUGCUGCAUUCUGUAGACUCGGUAUUUGAGGAGCAGAAUUAGGGAUUCCUAUUUCCAAUAAGCCGAAGUAGCAGCCAGGUUUUCAAAGCUGAAAACUACAGGCACUGCGCUGGCCGAGAGCUUCGGAAAGCAGAGAGGCAAAUCUUCCAGUAAAUGAGGGGUUUUUGGAAAAAAAAAAAUGAGAGCCACUCGGGCGAGGGCGGCUGUCUGGCUGGAUUUUAGUGUCCGGAAAGGCUUCACUCGGUGACUUGGGUUAUUUCUUUGUGCAAGCAUGGACUGAUCCGUGCACUUGGAGCACGUCUCCCAUGUAAAGCUGUGUAUUUAAAGGCAUUAAUUUGUUUGUCUUUACGAAUAAUCGCGGUCUUUUCUGUAUUGAGAUGCAACUUUUGUCCCUAUAAACGGCGCAUGCUCCAAAUCGUUCCCUGAAUCAGGCCAGGGCAAGUAAAAAAAACUAAAAAAAAGUGCUAAAAACUGCAGGGCUGAUGUUCUACAAAAAAAAUCCCUUCUUUUUUUAAUGUAUUUGAGGCAUUAACUACUCCUACUAUGCACUGGGGCUCCUAUGCAAGGACGUGUCUCCGGCGGGAGCGUCCGCGCGCGUUCCUGAUGUCAUGUGUGAUGGUUCCAUCGAUGUCAGCAUUGCAACCACAAAUAAAAGUGCCUGUUUGGACCUCG